AUGGCCAGGCUUGAUCGGAAAUUUAGGGGAUUAAACUUGGACAAAAAGGCCGCGUGUGUUAAACCUUACCGCAUUGGAGGAGACAAAGAGCAGAGGAGAUAUGAUCACAACAUCGAUGAUACUAGAGAACUUGGUUGGACACUUGGGACAAAUGAUUUCCGGAAUGAUAUGCUGGAGGCGCCACGCAGCUGGGGGCGCCACGCAGCUGGGGGCGCCACGCAGCUGGGGGCGCCAGGCAGCUGGGAGCGCCACGCAGCUGGGGGCGCCACGCACCUGGUGAGCCUGGACGCUGCCGGCGUCGUGGGAGACGUCGUAGGAGGCGAGGAAGAAGGUCGUAUCUUGGGACAGACAUGCGUGCCCACCAAGGUGUACACGAGCACAGCCCACCAAGGUGUACACGAGCACAGCCCACCAAGGUGUACACGAGCACAGCCCACCAAGGUGUACACGAGCACAGCCCACCAAGGUGUACACGAGCACAGCCCACCAAGGUGUACACGAGCACAGCCCACCAAGCCCACCAAGUACACGAGCACAGCCCACCAAGGUGUACACGAGCACAGCCCACCAAGGUGUACACGAGCACAGCCCACCAAGGUGUACACGAGCACAGCCCACCAAGGUGUACACGAGCACAGCCCACCAAGGUGUACACGAGCACAGCCCACCAAGGUGUACACGAGCACAGCCCACCAAGGUGUACACGAGCACAGCCCACCAAGGUGUACACGAGCACAGCCCACCAAGGUGUACACGAGCACAGCCCACCAAGGUGUACACGAGCACAGCCCACCAAGGUGUACACGAGCACAGCCCACCAAGGUGUACACGAGCACAGCCCACCAAGGUGUACACGAGCACAGCCCACCAAGGUGUACACGAGCACAGCCCACCAAGGUGUACACGAGCACAGCCCACCAAGGUGUACACGAGCACAGCCCACCAAGGUGUACACGAGCACAGCCCACCAAGGUGUACACGAGCACAGCCCACCAAGGUGUACACGAGCACAGCCCACCAAGGUGUACACGAGCACAGCCCACCAAGGUGUACACGAGCACAGCCCACCAAGGUGUACACGAGCACAGCCCACCAAGGUGUACACGAGCACAGCCCACCAAGGUGUACACGAGCACAGCCCACCAAGGUGUACACGAGCACAGCCCACCAAGGUGUACACGAGCACAGCCCACCAAGGUGUACACGAGCACAGCCCACCAAGGUGUACACGAGCACAGCCCACCAAGGUGUACACGAGCACAGCCCACCAAGGUGUACACGAGCACAGCCCACCAAGGUGUACACGAGCACAGCCCACCAAGGUGUACACGAGCACAGCCCACCAAGGUGUACACGAGCACAGCCCACCAAGGUGUACACGAGCACAGCCCACCAAGGUGUACACGAGCACAGCCCACCAAGGUGUACACGAGCACAGCCCACCAAGGUGUACACGAGCACAGCCCACCAAGGUGUACACGAGCACAGCCCACCAAGGUGUACACGAGCACAGCCCACCAAGGUGUACACGAGCACAGCCCACCAAGGUGUACACGAGCACAGCCCACCAAGGUGUACACGAGCACAGCCCACCAAGGUGUACACGAGCACAGCCCACCAAGGUGUACACGAGCACAGCCCACCAAGGUGUACACGACAAGCACAGCCCACCAAGGUGUACACGACAAGCACAGCCCACCAAGGUGUACACGACAAGCACAGCCCACCAAGGUGUACACGACAAGCACAGCCCACCAAGGUGUACACGACAAGCACAGCCCACCAAGGUGUACACGACAAGCACAGCCCACCAAGGUGUACACGACAAGCACAGCCCACCAAGGUGUACACGACAAGCACAGCCCACCAAGGUGUACACGACAAGCACAGCCCACCAAGGUGUACACGAGCACAGCCCACCAAGGUGUACACGACAAGCACAGCCCACCAAGGUGUACACGACAAGCACAGCCCACCAAGGUGUACACGACAAGCACAGCCCACCAAGGUGUACACGAGCACAGCCCACCAAGGUGUACACGACAAGCACAGCCCACCAAGGUGUACACGACAAGCACAGCCCACCAAGGUGUACACGACAUUAGACUAACAGUGAGGACAGUGACCAAGACAAGGAUGUACAGUAAGGACAGGGCGCACAGGUCCUCACCCGGGGAUGUAGUAGCAACUGCUGGUACAGAGAUCUCUGCUGGGGCUUGUACUGUGCCAUGCAUGGCAGCUGUGCCUCGGCCAUCCUCUGCUGUGCCGCUUGGUGCCUUCCCUGGGGUCAGGAUGGCGGAAUUACCUGACACUCUGGCACCCAUUGCGGUGCCAUCCUGUGCCUUGCCGGCCGGCAGCUCCCAGGCAUCUAAUACCUCAUUAGAGUUGUUAGUGGCGCUUGGAUUGUUCGCCGAGAUGAGAGUUGAUUGGCGGAGGGUGUAG
Molecule: messenger RNA, 2442 nt
Organism: Procambarus clarkii (red swamp crayfish)
Lineage: Eukaryota; Metazoa; Arthropoda; Malacostraca; Decapoda; Cambaridae
Source: RefSeq, a predicted model, not a curated record